CAAACUUUUCCCGUAAACGUCAAAAUAAUUAAUAAUGAACACAAAUAUUUGCCGAUUAUGCUUAAACGAAAAGCCAGAGGAUAAUUUACAAAGUAAAAACGAAAUUCUAGGCGUAAAUUAUUAUUUUAUUGUAGAAUUUUGUACAAAUUUAAAGAUUGAUAAGGAUUCUGAUUUGCCUGAUAAAAUAUGCAAUAAAUGUAUUGGAUUACUGGUUAAUUACUAUAACUAUAAGGCUGAUAUUUUAAAUAACGACAAAAAAAUAAAGCAAAAAUACAAUGAUGUUAAAAACGAAGACUUGGUCGAUAUCUCAUUUGAAAAUAGUGAAAUUAAUGACACAGAAAUUAUUGAAAAUAAACCAAAAAUCCAACAUCGUAAACAAAAUAAAUAUCAGUGCGAAACAUGCGGAAAAUUUUUAGUAAACAAAACAAAUUUAACAUAUCACAUGCACAUUCAUAAAGACCACAGACCGCAUUCUUGCAAAUACUGUGAAAAAACUUUUUUAAGGCAAGAACAUCUUCAAAAACACAUCCGAUGUCACACAGGUGCAAAACCAUAUAAGUGCGAAAUUUGCAAUAAACAUUUUUCACAAAAUUCGACGUUAAAAGUACACAUGAGGACCCACAAUGGGGACAAACCUCAUAUGUGUGCUAUAUGCGGAAAAUCAUUUAGUCAGGCUACAACUUUAAAUUAUCAUAUGAGAAUACACACAGGAGAAACACCUUUUAAAUGUAAUAUAUGUGAAAAAGGUUUUGCACAUAUGGGGAAUCUAAACACUCAUAUGAGAUUCCACACAAACGAACGUCCACAUGAAUGCGAAAUAUGUCACCAAAAAUUUUUCACGACUUCUCACCUAAAAGUCCACUUAAAACAACAUAGUGGGAUAAAGUCGUAUCAAUGCACUAUUUGCGAGAAAGGCUUUGUCAGAAAUGGUGAUCUAAAGGCCCAUAUGGUGAUACACAGCGGUGAAAAACCAUUUGGUUGCGAGAAUUGUUCUAAAAGAUACUCUCAGAGGAGUCAUUUAAAUAGACACAUGAAAAGUCAUGUUAAAACAGCAAGAUAAAAAAAUAGUUAUUUUAUUU
Messenger RNA from Brassicogethes aeneus, 1079 nucleotides. The record is from the annotation of a GenBank genome assembly. NCBI's taxonomy places the organism in Eukaryota, Metazoa, Arthropoda, Insecta, Coleoptera, Nitidulidae.